Messenger RNA from Otolemur garnettii (small-eared galago), 1627 nucleotides. RefSeq names its product hsc70-interacting protein. NCBI's taxonomy places the organism in Eukaryota, Metazoa, Chordata, Mammalia, Primates, Galagidae. Gene Ontology annotation, molecular function: protein dimerization activity; Hsp70 protein binding. The transcript has a single exon. The coding region runs from base 102 to 1208 and encodes 368 amino acids. The record is from RefSeq and is a predicted model, not a curated record.
UCGCUGCAGCCGCCCCCUUCUACGCGAUCGCGCUGAGCUACUAGUGUCCCGGCCUGGAAUCGGGCUGCUGCGUCCUCAGCCGCGUCGUCUGCCUCCUGACCAUGGACCCCCGCAAAGUGAACGAGCUUCGGGCCUUCGUGAAAUUGUGUAAGGAGGACCCGAGCGUUCUGCACAGCGAGGACAUGCGCUUCUUGAGGGAGUGGGUGGAGAGCAUGGGGGGUAAAGUACCACCUGCUGCUCAGAAAACUAAAGAAGAAAACAUCAAGGAAGAAAAUACGGAUAGUAAGAAGGCAGAAGAAAACAUAAAGACAGAGGAACCAUCAAGUGAGGAGAGUGAUCUAGAAAUUGAUAAUGAAGGUGUGAUUGAACCAGACACUGAUGCCCCUCAAGAAAUGGGAGAUGAAAAUGCAGAGAUAACCGAGGAGAUGAUGGAUCAAGCAAAUGAUAAGAAAGUGGCUGCCAUUGAUGCCCUAAAUGAUGGUGAGCUACAGAAAGCCAUCAACUUGUUCACAGAUGCCAUCAAGCUGAAUCCUCGGUUGGCCAUUUUGUAUGCCAAGAGAGCCAGUGUCUUCAUCAAAUUACAGAAGCCAAAUGCUGCCAUCCGAGACUGUGACAGAGCCAUUGAAAUAAAUCCUGAUUCAGCUCAGCCUUACAAGUGGAGAGGGAAAGCACACAGACUUCUGGGCCAUUGGGAAGAAGCAGCCCAUGAUCUUGCCCUUGCCUGUAAACUGGAUUAUGACGAUGAUGUUUGUGCUAUGCUGAAGGAAGUUCAACCUAGGGCCCAGAAAAUUGCAGAACAUCGGAGAAAGUAUGAGAGAAAACGUGAAGAGCGGGAGAUCAAAGAAAGAAUAGAAAGGGUUAAGAAGGCUCGAGAAGAACAUGAGAAAGCCCAAAGGGAGGAAGAAGCCAGACGACAAUCAGGAGCUCAGUAUGGCUCUUUUCCAGGUGGCUUUCCUGGAGGAAUGCCUGGUAAUUUUCCUGGAGGAAUGCCUGGAAUGGCAGGAGGCAUGCCUGGAAUGGCAGGAAUGCCUGGACUCAAUGAAAUUCUUAGUGAUCCAGAGGUUCUUGCAGCGAUGCAGGAUCCAGAAGUCAUGGUGGCCUUCCAGGAUGUGGCUCAGAACCCAGCAAAUAUGUCAAAAUACCAGAGCAACCCAAAAGUUAUGAAUCUCAUCAGUAAAUUGUCAGCCAAAUUUGGAGGUCAAGCGUGAUGCCCUUCUCACAAAUAAAGCCCAUGCUGAAGGAAAAGCAACCUAUAUAUCACCUAAUGGAUGUCGCAAUAAUACAAACCAGUGUACCUCUCACCUUCUCAUCAAGGGAGCUGGGGUGCUUUGAAGAUAAUCCCUACCCCUGUCCCCCAAAUGCAGCUCAAGCAUUUUGCAGUGGUUUGCCAUUAGGAUAUUCAUUCAGAUAAUGUUUUCCAACUAGAAAUUACAAUCUUUAAAACACUUUUUAAAACUUAAAAAUAUUUAAAACUAAUUAAAAGGGUGUGUUAAUUUCUACAUUUUUCUUACUAAUCAUUUUGGAUUUUUUCCUUUGAAUUAUUGGGCAAGGAAGAUAGAUACCUGAAAGAUUAUAGCUCUAGUUUGAGUAAAAUAAAAGUUUAUUAGGAGGGUACAAAUACAACUCA